CGGAAAUUCGCGAGCAUUCCAAGCCAUGCUGGACACGCCGGCGAUGCCCGCCGGAGAUUGCGAAAAGGAAACCGCUCACAAGCGCAUCUUCACGGAAUUCAUGGUCGGGGUGGCACGGUUCGAGGAGCUCGUGGAUGGAGGGAGGCAAUUCCUCGCAAGAUUCCAGCAGGAGCUAGACUAUUUUCGGAGGCCGCCGGUUGAAUCCGAUGUUAUAGGUGAGAUAGUUAGAUCUAACUGCACCGAUAGGAUGAAGUCGUAUCUGGAAGCAGGCUGCAGCCUUCACUGCCAGAGCAUCUCCAACUUGAGCCAGUUACAUUCAUGUGAGGCAGAGCUCCAAGGUUAUAUAAAUAAAGUGAAUGCACUGGUCGAAGAACUUCAAUGCCUAUUGGAAGAUGCCUAUGCCGCUACACGAACAUCCAAUCUAAGUGCUACAAAAGUUUCAGGCUAUACUGUUGCUGAUAACAGCAUGAAUGAUGCAUCUCACUUCACGGAGGAAAAGGAGGAGCAGCCUUUAGAUCAACUAGACCGCGAUUCAUCACUCGUUAUGGUGAUGAUCCUUGUCCAUAACAUGCUGAAGCUCGACUACACAAUGCAGGAAAAGAUUGUCAUGUCACUGUCCCUUAAGUCAUCAUCCACAGAGCUCCAGAGCUACUGCCUUAUGUGGGAUUUGCGGCCCUACAUUGACGGCAAAGUGAUGGAUCUCGCGUGGAAAUCGUGCCCAUGAAACCCUUCCGCCCAUGGUUGUUGGUUCACAACUUCACAUACGGCAGACUUGCCCCCAUGUACUGUAACUGGAUCUCAACGUGUUUAUUUUAUGACUGGUGUGUGUAGGGAACUUGCAGGAGGGGUCUGUAUGGGGUUAUGCCAGACUGACGCGGUCUGUGGGGUUGCCUGAACUGAAUACAUCCUUUUGGCACGGUAGAAAUAGAGAUUUAUACAAGAGCAAUUUGGCAUUUUCUGUCAUGUCUAUGGCUCCCGCUAUCUCCAUCCAACGUGAUCACGCUGGCCGGGUCGAUGUUGACUGAGGAGUUGAAUCCGAACUAUGGAUAACCUCCGACCGCCGCUGGCAUGGCGGUCUGUGUCACUGCGAGAUCUGACUCUGGCAUUGUCUGACUGAUAGUUCCUGAUGUUUCUUUUGGUGACCAGAAUAAGUGUAUGCUUGGAUAACUUGGAGAAGCAAUCUUCAACGCAAUCAUGCAAAACAGUGAUAAUAUGUUGAAAGAUUUUGAAGAAGCAUUUGAAUCACGUU
Lolium rigidum is the source of this 1249-nucleotide messenger RNA. RefSeq lists its product as uncharacterized. Lineage: Eukaryota; Viridiplantae; Streptophyta; Magnoliopsida; Poales; Poaceae. The record is from RefSeq and is a predicted model, not a curated record. Bases 26 to 724 code for a protein of 232 amino acids. The transcript is spliced from 7 exons.